This is a messenger RNA of Saccharomyces mikatae IFO 1815, 894 nucleotides long. RefSeq names its product ATP phosphoribosyltransferase (gene HIS1). Bases 1 to 894 code for a protein of 297 amino acids. NCBI's taxonomy places the organism in Eukaryota, Fungi, Ascomycota, Saccharomycetes, Saccharomycetales, Saccharomycetaceae. Gene Ontology annotation, cellular component: cytoplasm. Gene Ontology annotation, molecular function: ATP phosphoribosyltransferase activity; magnesium ion binding. The transcript has a single exon. The record is from RefSeq and is a predicted model, not a curated record. Gene Ontology annotation, biological process: L-histidine biosynthetic process.
AUGGAUUUGGUGAACCAUCUAAAUGAUAGACUGCUGUUUGCGAUCCCAAAGAAAGGUCGUUUAUAUUCUAAAUGUGUUUCCAUUUUAAAUGGUGCUGACAUCAACUUUCAUCGCUCUCAAAGAUUAGAUAUAGCACUAUGCACAAGUUUACCAAUAGCAUUGAUUUUUUUGCCUGCUGCAGAUAUUCCAACUUUUGUGGGUGAAGGUAAAUGUGACCUUGGUAUAACCGGUGUUGACCAAGUUCGUGAAUCUGAUGUCGACGUGGAUUUGGCAAUUGAUUUGAAAUUUGGUAACUGUAAAUUACAGGUACAAGUCCCCGUAAAUGGCGAAUAUAAGAAACCAGAACAAUUAAUUGGAAAAACCAUUGUUACCAGUUUUGUCAGACUUGCUGAAAAGUACUUCGCAGAAUUGGAAGGAACUACUAUAGAAAAAAUGACAACAAAGAUAAAGUAUGUUGGUGGUUCCGUAGAGGCAUCUUGCGCCCUGGGAAUUGGUGACGCUAUUGUGGAUCUUGUAGAAAGUGGUGAGACAAUGAGGGCAGCUGGUUUGAUUGAUAUUGCCACUGUUCUAGACACAAGUGCCUACCUAAUAGAAUCGAAGAAUCCAAAGAGCGAUAAAGCUUUGAUUGCUACCAUCAAGUCAAGAAUCGAGGGUGUCAUGACCGCUCAAAAAUUUGUCUCAUGUAUUUAUAAUGCGCCUGAAGAUAAACUGCCAGAACUGUUGAAAGUGACGCCUGGGCGCAGAGCACCAACGAUUUCAAAGAUCGACGAUGAAGGAUGGUUCUCUGUUAGUUCUAUGAUAGAGAGAAAGACAAAGGGUGUUAUUUUAGAUGAACUAAAAAGACUUGGUGCAUCUGACAUUAUGGUCUUUGAAAUUUCGAAUUGUCGUGUAUAA